Synchiropus splendidus (mandarinfish) is the source of this 3303-nucleotide messenger RNA. RefSeq names its product TBC1 domain family, member 19 (gene tbc1d19). The record is from RefSeq and is a predicted model, not a curated record. The coding region runs from base 85 to 1665 and encodes 526 amino acids. Lineage: Eukaryota; Metazoa; Chordata; Actinopteri; Syngnathiformes; Callionymidae. The transcript has 21 exons.
CCUCUGCGGGAGGCAGCUGCGGCUGGAUGCUGUAACUGUUCGUUAACGAAUACGGUUUUUCAAACUCUAUCCAUCUGAACGCCGAUGAUGGAGGACGGUGACCAGUUAUCCCUCACCAUCGCUCAGAUUGUCCAGCGUCUUAAAGGCAGCCAUUUACACUCUCAACUAGAGCGACAAGCAAAAGAGUGUUUGCACCUCCCAGAGAUUAAACUUCAGUCACUUAAGGAGGAUGUCCGCAGUUUCCUGAAGACCUCAGGGUGGGAAAGAAAACUCCAGAAUGCAGUUUACAGAGAAUUGCACGUUCAGCUCCCUCCGAGCCUUCCCCAGGCCCCGCCAGAGCAUCUCAAAGAGCCUUUGGCCUACAUGCGGAAGGCACAGUCCAGCUGGGAGAAGCGAGUAUUCAAAAGCUUGAACAGCAUGAGCACAGAGCUGGAAGUCCCACUGGCUCGCAUGAGGCCUGAAGAGGAGCAGAAGGAGCUCACAAACAAAUGGAAUGAGAUGGGUACUGACGAACCAGAUUUAAGUCUCUUCAGGCCAGUUUAUGCUCCCAAAGACUUCCUGGAGGUGUUGGUCACCUUGCGAAACCCCAACCAUGAGAGCAACGAGGAUGUCAAUGCUAGAAGCCACUGGGGUCUCAUCCAGGUUCCACUCAGUGUCAGAGACCUUCCACUGUUGAGGGCAGCCUACUCAGAAUUAAGCCUCACUAUCGGGCAAGUUGGGAUCGAUGAUAACGCGCAAAUCCAUCCAGAUUUGUUUGAAAGCGAGUUUGUCCAACUUGGAAAAAAAGUGGUCAUGGAGCAGGACAGUGCAGCAGCCCAGCAGUACAGCAGGCGGGGCUGCCCCACGGGGCUGCGGGCCGACCUUUGGGCCCUCACCCUCAACUCCAUCAAUCAGUCACAGGAUCUGAUGCACUAUGAGCAGUUAAAGGCUGGAGUGAUACAACACAGCCUGCUGGUGGACAACCUUUUCUACAAGGAUGUGAAGCUCACUGCGAGCAAUGAUGACUACUACUUUGUGUUUGAAGAUUUCCUCUAUCAGGUGCUGCUGUGUUUCUCUCGUGACACUGCUGUGUUGGAGCAUUUUAAAAACAACAGUGCCACUCCUCCACGGUCGUAUAUUCAAGGAAAAGCAGGAGAUGAAGAAUGUGCUGUGGUUUAUCCACCCAAUGGUGUAAUCCCAUUCCAUGGGUUUUCCAUGUAUGUGGCGCCUCUCUGUUUCUUGUACAAUGAGCCGUCCAAACUCUACAGUGUUUUUAGAGAAAUGUACAUUCGCUACUUCUUCAGAUUGCACUCCAUCUCCUCAUCCUCAUCGGGAAUCGUGUCUUUGUGCCUGCAGUUUGAGCGUCUGCUUCAGGCACACAUGCCUCAGCUUUUCUACCAUCUCAGACAAAUUGGUGCACAGCCGUUGCGAAUAGCCUUCAAGUGGAUGGUUCGAGCUUUCUCGGGGUAUCUUUCCACUGAUCAGCUGCUUCUCCUUUGGGACCGUAUCCUGGGAUACGACUCUCUGGAGAUUGUAGCAGUCCUUGCAGCUGCCGUGUUUGCCUUCCGCGCCGAGAACCUGAUGGAAGUGACGUCGCUGCCGUCAGCUGAGGCUGUCCUUGCUGAUCUUUCAACACUGAAGGUGAUGCCGCUCAUUCAGAUCUUUCUGUAUGCCACCUCUGUCUAAGAGGAGGUGCGGCAGUAGGCACGCUUCACCUGGAGGAUGACGCUGCCAAAGAAGUGCUACUCCAACACAUGUAACUCACCCUAACACUACGGAUCCCAGGAGACUACAAUGAAGUGUUUUGCAAGUGAGCAUACAGAUGCUUACAUCCAUUGUAUCCUGUGUAAAUACAGCGGACAGAUUGAUCAGCUGAAGUCACUAUAUCGGAAGCCAUAUGUCCCUCAGAGAAACGUAAUUUCAUGCAUGAAUUUGAAUCACCGCGUUUAGAUUAUUAGCAUAUCAGCAUGAAGAAGUAACUGCAGUGUGAUCACAUUGUAAAAAGUAACUGUAACCUGACGUGGCUAAUGAAGCGUUCAGUACAAAGUAAAUGCUGAGCUUCAUCAGUUGUGGGUGUGCCAUCACUGUCCCUAUAAUGUUAAAUUGAUAUUGAAAUCAUGCAGUGGAUUAACAGAAACCGGAGAGAUUAUUUUAGAUUCUUGUUUCAUUCGGUUUAAAGGCUCACUUGCAUCUUUAUUUUUAACUUGAAAAAUAGGUGCUCAUUUUUUGAAAUAUGAAAACAACAGACUAAUAGUGUUUGAAACCUUCUGCUAGUAAAUUAAAAUAUUUCUAAGACAAAUGAGGUAGGUGUCAUCUCUCUUUGUAAUUUGCUAUGCAUCAUUUUCCAUAUCUGUUUUUUGUGAUUUUAGAAGUUGCAUUAUCCGACAUCUGAAACAUGUGAACAGUGAACUUACACAAUGCAUAUCAGUGACUAACACUAAAGGAAUGUGAUAUGAAUAGCCAUAAAAAUUCUAUUCAAGUGAAACGGGAAAAUCCUUUAUGAGUCAGCGAAUUAGCUGAACAUGGGAUUCAUUUGCUAAAUUAAUGAAUGUCAGCAUGAUAAUUAAACAGCGCCAUCUAAUGUGCUGUGGAAAUGAGGACAGUGCUCCAUCGGGUUGAAUUUGCCUAUCACUAGUGACUCAACCCGCAUUCCUCUGGGCAGGAUUAGUGUUGAGACAACACAUCAGCUGUAACUAACCUGUUUGACAAUCGUUUUCUGACUUGGCUUUGAAAAUGGAAUCCAUAUCUCUGUUAUGCAAAAUUGUUGUGGUGUUUUUUCUUUUUCUUCUCCUUCUUCUGUUCACGAGGAUUUUGCUCACUGAGACAUAUCACUAGCUACAUGGGUCAACCAGGGCGUCACGUCCACCAACCUUAAUUCUUAUGAAAGCAGCUGUCGUUUUGAAGACAAAAUCCAUAACAGUCAACAAUCCUUGCUAAAUGCUACAUAGGAAGUGCAUGUUUAUGUUGCUAAAAAGCAUAUGUGUGAAUCCAGUGAAACUACACUGCUAAAAGAAUUACCAUCUGGAUAUAAUAUAAUCCUAAAUCCAAACGUCUACAAGACCUUUGAGGGUACAAAUGUUACCUGUGUUUUGUUGUCAUGCCUUUCACGAGUAUUCAAGCCUUCUGUGCCAGUGAACAACUUAUUUUUUGUUCCAAGUCCUGAAUGUAUUAACAAAUUAUGCACUUUCUGAAAACCAUGGAAAACAUUGCUUGGAACUAGUUCAACUUUAUUCAUACUAUUAUGUGUCGGAAUUUGCCAGUGCUUUGAUCUCAUCUCACCCUCUCUGUUUCAGUCAAGACAAAUAAUGUUUCAUUUCAAUAAAU